AGUGGCUGCCAGUAGAAGGAGCUCUUCGGUCUUACCUAAUCCAAAAGGCAAAACAUACACAAACAUGGCGUUAUCACGAGCGGGCGAGAUGCUGUCCUCUCUUCGCUGUGUGUUGUAUUUAUUGGUCCUCAGCGUGGCAGGAAUAAACUCGUCGACUCUUCGUCUUCAUCCUGAGCAGCGUUACAUGCUGCCGCAAAACAGAGGAUUUUUCACAAUAGAAGCAAGUGAGGCUUCACUGCACGGAGAUGGAGGUGGCUCCGCGGCUCGAGCGCUGCAUCUGCCCGCUCGCAGUGGAAUCGAAGGCGGGUCGGUCUCCAGCGUCUACCCGCAGCAUCGAAGUCGCCGGAGCGCUGGUAAACCGGCGAUGCCAAAGGUGUACGGCCAGGCCAACCUGAAUGACUCUCACAACCAGAUGGUCGUCCACUGGGCAGGAGAGAAGAGUAAUGUCAUUGUAGCCUUGGCUCGAGACAGUGCAGGAACCACUGGGUCCAAAACCAGCUCGGUCUACGUGUCCUAUGACCAUGGCACCACUUUCAUACCCGUCUCACACAAGUUCAAGUUUUCGGGGGCUAAGAUGAAGGACGGCAGCAAGCAGGUCAUCUCGCAGUUCUACCACAGCCCUGCAGACAACAGGAGGUACCUGUUUGUGGACUCUACCAACAACUACCUUUGGAACGCCUUUGACUUCUGUAGGAACGUCCAGGGCUUCUCCCUCCCCUUCAAACCCACCGACCUGCUGCUCCACAGCAGACGAGCCAACCUGGUGCUCGGCUACGACGGCUCCCAUCCCAACAAACAGCUGUGGAAAUCGGACGACUUUGGGGAGACGUGGGUGUUGAUCCAAGAGCACGUGAAGACCUACUUUUGGGGUGUGGAACCCUACGACCCCCCAACCACAGUCCUCGUCCAGAGAAACGAGCCCCAGGGUGUAUCCACUAUACUCAGCAGCACUGACUUCUUCCAGAGUGAACAGAACCGCAGACUGAUCCUGGAGCAGGUGGACAGCUUCCAGCUCCGAGACAAGUACAUGUUUGCCACCACCACACGGAAACUGUUGGGAAGCCACGAACCAUCAUCUGUUCAGCUCUGGGUGUCCUACAACCGCCAGCCAAUGAAAGCAGCCCAGUUUAUGACCCGCCAUCCAAUCACAGAGUACUACAUAGCAGAUGCAUCUGAGGACCAAGUGUUCGUGUGUGUGAACCACUUGAACAACGUCACACACCUCUACAUCUCAGACACACAGGGUCUCGCCUUCUCUCUGUCGCUGGAGAACGUGCUGUAUUACAGUCCUGAGAGCUCUGGCAGCAACACACUCAUCAGGUAUUUUGCCAAUGAGCCGUUUGCAGACUUGCACCGUGUGGAGGGGCUGAGGGGCGUCUACAUCGCCACGCUCAUCAACGGCUCUGUGAGCGAGGACAACAUGCGAUCUGUCAUCACGUUCGACAAGGGAGGGACGUGGGAGUUGCUUCAGUCGCCUGCUACCGACAGCCUGGGCGGAACCAUAGACUGCCAGCUCAGUAAAGGUUGCUCCCUUCACCUGGCUCAGCGCUGGAGCCAGUUGUUUAACAUCCAGCUAAGAAGAAUACCCAUUUUAUCCAAGGAUUCUGCACCUGGACUUAUUAUGGCCACAGGAUCUGUUGGCAGGAACUUGGCCAACAAACCCAAUGUGUAUGUAUCCAGCAGCGCUGGAGCCCAGUGGAGAGAGGCAUUGGCAGGCCCUCAUUUCUACACCUGGGGUGACCAUGGCGGCAUCCUGAUGGCUAUUGCACAAGGAGGCCCCACCACACAACUGAAGUUCAGCACCAAUGAAGGCGAGACGUGGACCGACUUUCGGUUCUCAGAAAAGGAAGUGUACGUUUACCAGCUGCUGACAGAGCCCGGAGAGAAGAGCACCAUCUUCACCAUUUUUGGCUCGUAUGCCGAGCAGAGACACAGCUGGCUCAUCUUGCAGGUCAACACCUCUGACAUUCUGGGCGUGCCUUGUUCUGAGAAGGACUACAAGCACUGGUCCCCAUCUGACGAGCACGGUAAUGAGUGUCUGCUGGGCAGAGAGAUAACGUUCAAAAGGCGAGCGCCUCACGCUACGUGUUUUAACGGAGAGGAUUUUGACCGGCCGGUCACCAUCUCUAACUGCUCCUGCACACGCCAGGACUACGAGUGUGACUAUGGCUUUAAGCUGAGUGAGGACUUGUCCCUUCAGGUGUGCGUGCCUGACCCUGAGUUCUUGGGCGACCUCUACGCUCCACCCGUUCCUUGUCCUGUUGGUACUACCUACCGCCGCAGCAAAGGCUACAGGAAGGUACCAGGAGACAGCUGCAGCGGCGGAGAUGUGGAGGCCCGGCUGGAUGGAGAGAUGCUGCCUUGUCCUGUCGGAGAGAGUAAUGAGUUCAUCCUGUACGCUGUGAGGAACUCCAUCCAUCGCUACGACCUGGCCACGGGCACUGACCAGGCUCUGCCUCUGGCUGGCCUCAGGGAGGCUGUGGCUCUGGACUUUGAUUAUGACCGCAACUGCCUGUACUGGGCCGACAUCUCCCUGGACACCAUACAGCGCCUGUGUCUGAAUGGCAGCACAGGUCAGGAGGUUGUCGUGAGGAAAGACCUGCAGAAUGUGGAGGCUCUGACCUUUGACCCCAUCAGUAGACUGCUAUACUGGGUGGAUGCUGGAGCGCAGAAGAUUGAGGUUUCAAACCCUGAUGGGGAUCUGCGGCACACCCUGCUCAACUCUUCCAUCCUCGAACACCCGCGAGCUUUGGUUCUGCUGCCCGGAGAGAGUCUGAUGUUCUGGACUGACUGGGGAGACCAAGCGCCUGGCAUUUACCGAAGCUACAUGGAUGGAACCAACGUGUCCCGCAUCGUGUCCGAGGGUGUCCGAUGGCCCAACGGCAUCACGGCCGACGACCACUGGCUGUACUGGACCGAAGCCUACAGCGACCGCAUCGAGAGGGCCGACUUCAUCGGAGGGCAGAGGCGCGUCCUCAUGGAGGGGCUGCCCCACCCGUACGCCAUAGCUGUGUUCAAGAAUGACCUGUACUGGGAUGACUGGUCUAAAAUGGGAAUCUUCAAAGCUCCAAAGGCUGGUUCCCAAAACAACGAGCUGAUUGUUGGCAGGCUAACUGGAGUCAUGGACCUGAAGAUCUUCUAUAAGGGGAAGAACAGAGGCCAUAACGCUUGUGCCGACCAGCCGUGCAGCCUGCUGUGUCUGCCUCAGCCCGGCCACAGGCACACCUGCGUUUGCCCAGACGGCGCCCCGACUCUAACGACGCCCAGCGGAGAGCUGCAGUGUCAGUGUCCCCAAGGCUACCAGCUCCACAACAACACCUGCAUCAAGACGGAACACAGCUGUCUGCCAAACCAGUAUCGCUGCUCCAAUGGCCGCUGCAUCAGCAGCAUCUGGAAGUGUGACAGCGACAACGACUGUGGGGACAUGAGUGACGAACAAGAGUGUCCCACUACGACUUGUGACCCGUCCAACCAGUUUCGCUGCGUGGCCUCAGGUUCCUGCAUCCCUCUGGCCUUUAAAUGUGACCAUGAGGAUGACUGUGGAGACAACAGUGAUGAGGAGAACUGUGAUUCUCAUCAGUGUGGGCCCGAUGAGUUCACGUGUGCACGUGGUGUUUGCAUCCGCAAGAGUUGGCGCUGCGAUGGAGACAAUGACUGCAGAGACUGGUCAGAUGAAACAAACUGCACUGUGGGCCACCAUACCUGUGAGCCCAGCAGUUUCCAGUGUAACACAGGUCACUGUAUACCUCAGCGCUGGAAGUGUGACGGUGAUGAUGACUGUCAGGAUGACUCGGACGAAGAUCCCCAACACUGUGAGGGAACUCAGUGUAAAGGCUUCCUGUGCUCCAAUCACACCUGCCUGCCAGCCUCCGCGCACUGCAAUGGCAUCAAGGAGUGUCCAGACGGCGCCGAUGAGAACAACUGUGAUCCCCUGUGCACUCGCUACAUGGAGUUUGUAUGUCAGAACCGAGCCCAGUGCCUGUUUCAGUCUCUGGUGUGUGAUGGGAUCAAACACUGUGAAGAUGGCUCUGAUGAGGACGCCGAGUAUGCACAAUGUGCCGCACCGUCUGAAUUCAGCAAAGUGUGUGACAUCUAUACCUUCCAAUGUGCCAACGGAGUGUGUGUGAGUCUGGAGUGGAAGUGCGACGGCAUGGAUGACUGUGGGGAUUAUUCCGACGAAGCCAACUGUGCUGCUCCGACCGAGGUCCCAGGCUGCUCCAAGUAUUUCCAGUAUGAGUGCAAAAAUGGGCGUUGUAUCCCCACGUGGUGGAAGUGUGACCUGGAGAAUGACUGUGGGGACUGGUCUGAUGAAUACAUAUGUUCAGGUGGUUCAGAUCCUCACACUGUGGCCCCCGGCCCCUCCACGUGUGCGCCCAACCGCUUCCACUGUGGCUCAGGAGCUUGCAUCAGCAACACCUGGGUGUGCGACGGCUAUGCUGACUGCCCUGAUGGCAGCGACGAGUUUGGAUGUCCGACAGCAGUUAAUGGCUCUGUGACUCCUGCCUUGGUACCCACUGAGAACCCUCAUUCGCCCGAUCGCUGCAGCCGGAGUCAGUUCCAGUGUCAGCGCCCCGCCCGCUGCAUCCCCGACUGGCAGCGCUGUGAUGGACACGCCCACUGUCAGGAUGGCUCUGAUGAAGCACACUGCCCCACCCACGGUCCUCUGUCCUGUGUUAAUGGGACUCGCUGUUCUGAUGGUGAAGCCUGUGUGCUGGACAGUGAGAAGUGCGAUGGCUUCCUGGACUGCUCCGACCACAGUGAUGAAGAUGGCUGCACCGCGGACACGUUGGCCUAUAAAGUCCAGAACCUCCAGUGGACACCAGAUUUCUUGGGUGGCAUCACUCUGACCUGGACCCGGCCUAAAAACCUUCCCCAGGACUCCUGCUCCUUCCUCAUCUACUACAGGCCUGUGGGCACAUUGCCGUGGACCCCUAUGGAUACCCACAGCAACAAGACCAGCUACAAACUGACCGUGCUGAAGCCCGACACCACGUACCAGGUGAAGGUGCUCACUCAGUGUCUCAGCAAACUGCACAAGACCAAUGAGGUGAUCACAGUCCGGACACCAGAGGGAUUGCCUGACCCUCCCAGGAAUCUGCAGCUGUCCUGUGAUAAUAAUGGUGUGGAUGGGACAGUGGUGGUUUCCUGGAGUCCCCCCGACAAGAGCAACGGCCUCAUCAGGGAGUACAUUGUUGAGUACAGCGUGUUUCAAAGCGCUGACUGGACGUCGGCGAGAUCCAAAUUAGAGACGACUAAGGUGUACGAGCUGCGUCCAGAAACGCAGUACAAUUUCAGGGUGGCUGCGGUGACCAGUCGAGGUGUGGGAAACUGGUCCGAGGUGAAAUCCAUCACCCCUAAGAAAGCCCUGCCUCCUCCCUCUGUGAACCUCGACAGCAUCACCAACGACUCCAUGAGCCUGUCCUUUACAUUAAACUCUGAGUACAAAGUGGAACAGUACACUGUGAUCUUGUCCUGGCAGUUUGACACACACGUGAAGGAGAACAGAAACUACACGCUCACAUCAGGGGUCCUCAAAGCUACAAACCUGACAGCAGGGACGGUGUAUGAGGUGGCUGUGUGGGCUCACACCAGCGUCGGAGACAGCCCCACCACGCUGACACAUCAGCAGACCAAAGGCCAGCAGCCAGAGCGGCCCCUCCUGAAGGCCAAGGCUGUCAACCAGACAGCUGUGGAGUGCAGCUGGACCGUCAGUGGAUCGCCUGCUCAGGUGUACGGUGUGUUUUAUGCCACCUCCUUCCUGGACUUCUACCUCAGUCCUCGUCAGGUGCGCACACCCUCUGUCGGCCUCACAGUGACCGUAGACAGCGAUGAGCAGUUUCUCUUCCUGGUGCGGGUUGUUGCUCCCUUCCUGGGUCCUCCCUCCGACUACGCUGUGGUGAAAAUGAUUCCCAAUGAAAAGCUGCCGCCCAGGAACCUCCACCGUGUGCGAGUCGACAAAACUCAGGCUACGCUCAAGUGGCAGCCCCCCUAUGACAGCCCGAGCAAACCUUUGACAUAUGCAAUACACAUGCGGGAUGUGAUUCGUAAGGUGGAGUGGGACUACAAGCUGACCACCCAGAACAACACAGUGGAAUACGUGCUGAAAGGCCUGGAGCCUGGAGGGCGAUACAGCAUCUCUGUGCGCCUGCGAAACAUGAGCAAGGAGGCCAGCUUCACCCUCAGCACAGUUCCUCUUGCGGCUCCUGAAGCCCUGAAAUUUUUGACGGAGAAGGAUCACAUAUAUCUCUUCUGGAAGAGCCUGGCUGUCCGAGAGAAGGGCUUCAAUGAGAGCAGGGGGUACGAAGUGCGUGUGUUUGACAGCGUGACCAACAAGACGUUGUCCCUGGGAAACACCACAGACACCUUCUUCAGGAUCAGCAGCCUGCUGGUGGGACACAACUACACGUUCUCUGUCCAGGCUCGCUGCCUGCUCAACGGGCAGCUGUGCGGGGAGCCUGCAGUGCUGCUCUAUAACCAGCUCAUAGGGACCAGCGAUGCAUCCCGCAGCGAGGCCCACUCAGGCGACACGGCGGCCGUGGUGGUUCCCGUCCUCUUCCUGCUGCUGCUGGCUGUUUGCGGCGGAUUGGUGGUUCUCUACCUCCGACACCGGCGGCUGCAGAACAAUUUUACCGCCUUUGCCAACUCCCACUACAACUCUCGGCUCGGCUCGGCCAUCUUCUCCUCCGGGGAUGAACUGGGUGAUGACGACGAAGAUGCUCCCAUGAUCAGCGGCUUCUCAGACGACGUUCCCAUGGUUAUCGCAUAGCGUGGCGUCCCCGUCGCCCAUUUCUCUCUGUUCCCUUCUUUCCUCUCCUUCAACCCUUUAGUCCCCUUCGCUCUCCGUCAGCAGUGCGGCACGACGGAGCGCAGAGCCACCGGGCGGAAGCUCGCCACCACCCCAAAGUCAUCCGUGGGAAUCCACCCCAAUUAGCAGAAAAACGUCGAGAAAAAAUGGAAAUGUGUAAAGAGAGAGAAAUAUUUUUCAAAUGUACAUUGC
Messenger RNA from Pundamilia nyererei, 6997 nucleotides. It is a transcript of the gene sorl1, whose product is annotated as sortilin-related receptor, L(DLR class) A repeats containing. The record is from RefSeq and is a predicted model, not a curated record. Lineage: Eukaryota; Metazoa; Chordata; Actinopteri; Cichliformes; Cichlidae. The transcript is spliced from 48 exons. Gene Ontology annotation, molecular function: protein binding. The coding region runs from base 65 to 6766 and encodes 2233 amino acids. Gene Ontology annotation, cellular component: Golgi apparatus; membrane. Gene Ontology annotation, biological process: post-Golgi vesicle-mediated transport; protein targeting to lysosome; protein retention in Golgi apparatus.